This is a messenger RNA of Anopheles coustani, 1967 nucleotides long. RefSeq names its product probable arginine--tRNA ligase, mitochondrial (gene ArgRS-m). The transcript has 3 exons. The record is from RefSeq and is a predicted model, not a curated record. Gene Ontology annotation, biological process: arginyl-tRNA aminoacylation; mitochondrial translation. Gene Ontology annotation, cellular component: mitochondrion. NCBI's taxonomy places the organism in Eukaryota, Metazoa, Arthropoda, Insecta, Diptera, Culicidae. Bases 68 to 1780 code for a protein of 570 amino acids. Gene Ontology annotation, molecular function: arginine-tRNA ligase activity; ATP binding.
UCGGAAUGUUUACAUUUGGUAUGUUUUCGGCGUUACGGCCCGCUCUCAAGCUCAACGAGAGGCUUUAAUGGCUAUGGCUUAUUUUUACAGAAAGCUGCUUACAGAAAAGGCAGGCCGAUUACGUGACCUGAAUGUUCCUUUGCCGGUGUCGGCACUCAAGUUUACUUUCCAAAAGACAACCCAAACUCCAGAGCUGCACGUACCACUCCAUCAUUUAGGUGAAGCAUUUCAACAAGAUUCAUCCAAUACACGAGAGUUUUGUAAAAUUUUAAAACAAGACGAAAACUGUGAUGAGGCAACGAUUCAAACCACGGCGGGAAAACGAUGGCUGAAAUGUGUGCUCAACAAAGACACAUUUAUUUCGCAAGCUCUAACAAAUAGCCCGUGCUCCAAAGAAAACCCGCCUAGUAACACGAUCGUGGUGGAAUUCAGUUCUCCGAACAUAGCUAAACCAUUCCACGCUGGUCAUCUACGUUCAACUAUAAUUGGGAAUUUUAUAUCAAACAUUAACGAACAUCUCGGAAAUCGUGUAGUUCGCCUGAACUACCUUGGAGAUUGGGGCACACAGUUUGGAUAUUUAGCUCUGGGAGUUCACUUAAAGGCUCUUUCAUUGAACGAAAUCAACAAAAAUCCUAUCAAGUGCCUAUACGACGCUUACGUUCAUGCGUAUAAUGUAGCCCGUGAUGACCCAAAAAUGCACACCGCUGCCAUGGAUAUAUUUGCUAGCAUGGAACACGGAACAACAGAAGAGAUGCAGAACUGGCAAGAGUAUCGCGCAUAUACCGUAAAAGAGCUUGAAGAUCUAUAUCGAAGGCUAGGAGUUCGUUUCAGCAGCUAUGAGUGGGAAUCGUCGUAUAGUAUGAAUAAGAUAUCGCACGUUUUAAAUGCGAUGAAAGACCGAGGCAUCCUGCACGAGCAACUCGAUGGACGCCUGGUGAUUCAGCUUAAAAAUCGUACCGUGCCAUUGGUGAAAAGCGAUGGAACAGGAAUGUACAUUUUAAGGGAUGUUGCUGCACUCAUGGAUCGUCACGUUCGAUAUAGCUUCGAAAAAUGUUUGUACGUAGUCGAAAAUGGACAAAACGAUCAUUUUGUAUCAUUAAGCGGAAUAGCACAUGCGUUCGAACUUCCUUACGCAAACGAUAUUGAACACAUAAAAUUUGGACGAAUUCACGGUAUGAGUACGCGACGAGGGCAGGUGGUAUUUUUAAAAGAUAUUCUACAUGAGGCCCAAGAAUUAGUACUGGAGAAACAGAAGGAAUCUCCAAACACUAGAGCGAACGCGAUUCACAAUUCAGAUGUUUGCGAUAUACUGGGAGCAAGUGCAGUUAUUAUUAAUGAUUUGAAACAACGACGUAUGAAGGAUUACCAAUUCGAAUGGUCAAAAAUUCUACAAAUGGACGGAGACUCCGGUAUCAAGCUACAGUAUACUCAUUGUAGACUGGUUAGUCUUAUACGUGCCCAAGCAUCGGAUGUGGAUGUAAACUCCAUUAAUUGUGCAGUUCAGUAUUUACCGGAAGCUGAGGCUAGCGAAAUAAUUUGCCAGCUAGCCAAUUUUGAACCAGUCUGUCAUCAAGCUCAAGAAGCAGCCGAGGCGUGUAUUCUUGUGGCUUAUCUAUUUCGAUUAUGUAAAUCGACAAACCUUGCACUGAAAGUGUUGCACAUCAAACAUGAACCCGAUAUACAAAAGCGGCUCCAGCGAAUACUCCUCUUUAAUAACGUUCAAAAAGUUCUUUGCACAGGCAUGGAGUUAUUGGGAUUAACACCACUCGAGGAAAUGUGAAAAAACUUACAUAGUUUAGUGUUUUGGGAGGUAGAUUGAGUAAAUACUAAAAUACCUAUCGCCAACAGAACCUUGGGGGGGAAAUUGUGAUUCGAUGACAAAGCUGUAGUCAUGAAAUUAAAUGAAAGAACUGAAAUAAAAUAUAAUAAAAAUCAAAGCCCUAAUCAAUAAAAGCUAUUUCUUGAGC